Messenger RNA from Xyrauchen texanus (razorback sucker), 2844 nucleotides. RefSeq names its product myocyte-specific enhancer factor 2C-like. Bases 512 to 1930 code for a protein of 472 amino acids. Gene Ontology annotation, molecular function: protein dimerization activity; RNA polymerase II cis-regulatory region sequence-specific DNA binding; histone deacetylase binding. NCBI's taxonomy places the organism in Eukaryota, Metazoa, Chordata, Actinopteri, Cypriniformes, Catostomidae. The record is from RefSeq and is a predicted model, not a curated record. The transcript is spliced from 11 exons. Gene Ontology annotation, biological process: heart development; positive regulation of transcription by RNA polymerase II; cell differentiation.
UAGGAUGCCAUCUCCCCUUCACUGUGGAUCAGGAUCUGAACUAUACGCAACCCAAUUUUGGGUUUCUCUUCAAAGCCAGCUGGUCUGGCUUAAUUUCUUGUUCUUAAACUUUGUUUUAAAUAAUUUACAGUUAAUUUUCCUCUCUCUUUUCUUUUUCUUAUUUUUUUAUUUGAUUUAUUUUCUACAAAGACUGGCCCACAGCAGGUGCUGGAGGGUAGACUUCCUGGAGAAGAAAGUUAACUGGACUGGUGCCAAACGAAGGGCCGGGAAGCCUCAAAAACCCAUUUGAUGGAGACACAAAAGCACUGAAGUUUCAAAGGGAGAAGACAGUGUCGAGAAAGUUGAGAAAAAAGGUUACGAGGACGUGAUUGAAACGGAUGCCGAAGUCUUUGAAAUAAGAGGAACGAGCACAGAGGAAAGACUGCGCUGAGGAUCGGAGACAAAGAGAGCGAUUGGAAGGAAGACAAGCGGACAGUACUUUUGGAACAGGAAGGAAUAACAGACCGAAAUAAUGGGGAGGAAAAAGAUUCAGAUUGCGCGGAUAAUGGACGAACGUAACAGACAGGUUACAUUUACAAAGAGGAAGUUUGGACUAAUGAAGAAGGCCUACGAGCUGAGCGUUCUAUGUGACUGUGAGAUUGCCCUCAUCAUCUUCAACAGCACGAACAAGCUUUUCCAGUAUGCCAGCACCGACAUGGACAAAGUUCUGCUCAAAUACACAGAAUACAAUGAGCCCCAUGAGAGCCGGACGAAUUCGGACAUUGUGGAGACUCUAAGGAAGAAGGGUCUAAACGGCUGUGACAGCCCUGAUAUUGAUGCUGAAGAUUCAGGCCACAGUCCAGAGUCUGAAGAGAAAUAUCGCAAAAUCAAUGAAGACAUUGACCUAAUGAUCAGCAGGCAGAGAUUGUGUGCCAUCCCCCCAUCCAGUUACGACAUGCCCAUCUCAAUCCCUGCGAGUAACCCCAACAGUCUGAUCUACAGCCACCCGGGAGCGUCGCUGGGCAACCCCAACCUGAUGCAGCUGGCCCACCCCUCCCUCCAGAGGAACAGCAUGUCCCCUGGAGUGACCCACCGGCCCCCAAGUGCUGGCAAUACAGGUGGCCUCAUGGGUCCAGACCUCGGCAGCGGAGUAGGCACCAGUGCUGGGAACGGGUACAUAAACCAUCGCAACUCCCCUGGUCUGCUGGUCUCCCCGGGGAGCAUGAGUAAGAACAUGCAGGCCAAGUCUCCACCCAUGACCAUGAACAUGAGCAACCGUAAACCUGACCUCAGAGUGCUGAUCCCCCCCGGCUCAAAGAACACCAUGCCCUCCAUCAACCAGAGAAUAAACAACUCCCAGUCGGCCCAGUCCUUGAGCACCCCAGUGGUGUCUGUAGCCACGCCCACUCUGCCGGGGCAGGGCAUGGGCGGCUACCCAUCAGCCCUGUCUACCUCAUAUGGUACAGAAUAUUCUUUCAGCAGUGGAGACCUGUCCUCUUUGUCAGGUUUUAACAGCUCUGCUUCUCUCCAUCUGGGUUCGAUGUCUGGCUGGCAACAGAACAUGCAGCAUUCUGGUCUUCAACAUUUAGGGAACUGCACCAGCACACAGUUGUGUCAGAGCUCCACCCUCUCCCUACUGUCCAAUCAGAACCUGCAAAUAAAAUCAGAACCCGUCUCUCCUCCCCGAGACCGGGCCGGAAGCACCCCGGGUGGCUACGCCCAGCCUCCGCCCCCUCAGUCACAGCAGCAGCAAGCAGGUCAACUGCGACUAGACGCGGGCCGUUCGCCCGUCGACAGCCUGAGCAGCUGCGGCAGCUCGUAUGAGGGCAGCGACCGUGAGGAGCACCGCGUCGACUUCCACUCGCCCAUGGGACUGCUGAGACCCUCUCAGGACGAGCGGCACAGCCCGUCCGUCAAACGCAUGCGCCUGUCCGAGGGCUGGGCCUCUUGAUUGGCACCGCCCACCAGUGGCUCCGCCCCUCAGGGAGGGCUUUUCUAUGUGGAGAUUUCACUUUAUAGUAUUAUAUUUGUUUCUGCGGAGUGUGAGUGCUACAGCAAGUAUUACAAUUAUAUAUAAGAUAAAUAGGGAGGGUGGGUGUGUUUGUGAUUUGGGGUUGGGGGCAAGGGAUAUGCAUCGCUUGUGAUGUGUUGGAAAAUGGGGAAAAAAAUUAUACUUGCAAUUUUACAUAUGUGUGUAUGUAUGUUUACAAGCAUACAGGAUAAAAAAAGAGAAGUCUGGUACUCUUGUUUGGUAAAGCUACUUUUUAGUUCAGUAAUAUAUUAUGCGUAAUUAAACUAUUAUUAAGACGCAUUGAUGUGUCUCGGGGCUUGUACAAGUAAUAUUCCCGUACCAGGGGCGUAGAUCCCCCCCCCCCCAAUAAUCAAAACAAGCAAGUACAAUCCCCCCAGUAUUUAUACCGUGAUCAAUGGAAACAUGUAAAAUCCAAAUCUAUGCCCUUGUCCCGUACAAACCAGGGCCUUUAUGCUCACCGUCAAUGCUCACUCACUUGCAAAUGUACAUUAUCACAGACGUUGUUGUGUUGCAGGUUCAACGUAUUUAUGUAAAUAGAGGACGAUGAGGCUUUUGGGUAAAUAAGCUGCCAGGAUUUGCAGAUUUAUUUACGAUUAACAUACACAUACACACACACAGAGAGAGAUCACACACGAUUUUAAGAUGACGUAUUCAAGGGCCCGGGGCCGAGGAUUGUACACAAUUGAAAAUACAAACAGAAUCAGGAAUUGUUUUAAAUAAAAGGAUUCUGUUGUAAAUGUUGUUGAUAUUUAGAUCUAAGAGCCAUGUUAACAACUUUCAACUUCCCGGUGGAAACGAUGUACAAAACAUUUUGCUUAUAUUUUCAUAAAAAU